This is a messenger RNA of Gasterosteus aculeatus aculeatus (three-spined stickleback), 1687 nucleotides long. RefSeq lists its product as uncharacterized. The record is from RefSeq and is a predicted model, not a curated record. NCBI's taxonomy places the organism in Eukaryota, Metazoa, Chordata, Actinopteri, Perciformes, Gasterosteidae.
CGCUCCACGGUGACCGUGGGGACGUUUCCCAAGUAGGUGUCAGCGAAACGGCUUUUGCGGCUCUUCGUAAACCAGACGGAUCUGCGCAGAAGUAUUAGCGCCAGGAUGGCAGCGUUCCUCGAGCCCACGCUGCCGGAGGAGGAGAGGGACUUUCACAAGGCGAUGGCUUUGAUCGGCGGCAAAGAGCGGAUCUAUCUGGUCAGUGAUGCCUGUACCAUUAAAGAGGAGGACGAGGACGCGGCGGUGUUGCAGGAGUUUAUCCGGGAAAUGUUUUACAACAGCAGCCCGGCGGACAGCAGGGGCGAAACCUCCAUUUGCGGCAUGCCAGGGGCUGUAAAAAGCCACGAAACCCCUCCGGUGGCGGGGCCCAGGGAUCCCGGUGUCACCGCCUUCCCGGCGGAAGAGGACGGGGCGGACAAGGAGAAGCGGCCGAAGCGCGAUGGCACCGCGCAGAGAACAGCAACAAGGGCGAACAUUCACAGCCAAAAGCGAACCAUAGACUCUCCCAUUAUCAUAUUCAUCUUCAGACAGACAUUUAUCAACCGACCAUCCAACCAAUUGUGCUUGAAAGAGACGCUGAAGGACGUGAAGGCUCGCACGAAACGUGCCCAAAUCGCCCGACCGGCUCUGAUUGGAUUAAUACGCACAAGACUGGAGAGCGCAGAGACGCGACAGUGUGCGCUACUCCUGGAGCGCCAGAUCCGCUCGGUGUUCCACAAACAUUCACCAGAGACUAUAUGGGUCGGCAGUUUCAUCCCGCGGACAGAGGCCAAUCUGCUCAGCAUCAAGAAAAACGCCUGCAAAGUUAUAUACUCGUCUCAAACCGCAGAUAAUACCGGGGAUGGAGGGAACCAGCUUUUCUGGCCGUUCCGAUGUUUGCUCUGGCCACGGAGAAGAGGCCGGGACACCAAAUCCUCAACCAGCAGGCAACGAGCUAACACUGGAAGUAAAGAAGAAGUCAUCCCUCUGAAAAUCGGUUUGUUGUCUGCUGGCCCUCAUGUGAAUGGAGACUCUGUUGGAGGAGACAGCUGAUUUCAGAACACAUGGCCUGCAGACAAUCCUCUUUUAACUGUGAAGAAAGGGUUUGCCUUGUGGUACUAAAAAGCCUGACUACAUGUGACAGUGUUUCUGUAUAGUGGUCCAUAUUCCAUGUUCUGAAGAUAUAUUUAGCUAGUCAAAUAGUUUCAGACGGUGAAACAUACUUUUACUGUUUAUGAUUGGGGCUGAUUCAAGUAACUAUUUUUUAUAUGAACUAUAUUACAUUAUUUUACACCACUUUGAGGCCUAGAGAGAGAUUUGUCUGAUCCAUGUUAAAACCCUCAGUAUGGCUAGUGUUAAGCAGAAGUAGUCCUACCCCAUCAACAUGAUGCACAGUUACAUACGGGGCUGAAUGGUCAAUUGCUCAUUGUGUGUCAUUUGGAAUUUACAUCACCAAAGCACAACACCAACAUAAUCAUAAAAAGCGUCUUAAGUAAGGUCCCGCUUUAUUAAUAGGGACCAAACACCUUAUUGUUUUCAAUGAAGCCAGUACUGUGAAUCCUUUUCAUGUUAAUUUAUUAGAAUUAAGUGCCUUAGAUGAGUGCUAAUGACGAACGCAUUAUCUGCAAUAGAAGUGGAUGAAACCACGUUUCACUUUGUACCUGUAUGUGUUCGCUAUUCAUUUGUAAAUAAAAGCAUAUAAACUUUU